This is a messenger RNA of Symbiodinium necroappetens, 990 nucleotides long. Lineage: Eukaryota; Dinophyceae; Suessiales; Symbiodiniaceae. The record is from the annotation of a GenBank genome assembly.
AUGUCGAUGCACUGGAAUGUGCACGCGAUUCUUCUGCUGGGGCGAGUUCUGGCUGGAGCUGGGACAUCGAUUCUCUUCUCGUGCUUCGAGUGCUGGAUGGUCUCCGAGCACACUGCAAGGCAUAAGUUUUCCGCGAACUUGCUGGCAUACACCUUCAGUCUCAAGUUCUGCGCAAUGUACAUGGUGGCUGUGUUGGCGGGCCUCGGAGCACAGGCUGUUGUUGAUAGCAGCAAGCUGACGGUGCUGGAAGGUCGUGUCGACAUUUAUUACGGAGGCUAUACAGCACCCUACGACCUCUCGGCAGCCAUGCUUCUUGUAGGGUUCUGCGUCAUCGCAACCUGCUGGUCGGAGAACUAUGGGCAGAGGUCAGAGACUGGCAGUAAGCUCCUUAUGUGGGAUGCAGUGAACCUGCUCAUCCAGGAUCGGGAUUGCCUUCGUCUCUGCCUGCUCGUCGCAAUCUUCGAGGGCUCCAUGUACGUUUUCGUCUCCAACUGGACGCCUGCCCUCGAGUCGGAGGACACCUCACCGCCUCACGGUUUGGUCUUUUCGCUCUUCAUGCUUGCAGCAACCUGCGGGUCCUCGGCAGCGACGCUGGGUGGACGCUUCAUCAGUCCACGCAGGCAGCUGCGCAUCAUCAUGCUUCUGUGUGUCCUGUCGUUUGCCCUCGCAAGCCGCAGUGCAUGCACAGCUAUCGGCUACUGCCUGAUCGCCUUCAUGAUGUUCGAGUUCUGCGUGGGCUGGUACUUCCCUUGCGUCGGCAUCGCCAAAAGCGAGAUUGUCCCGGAUCGCAUUAGGGGAUCGAUGUACAACCUCUUCCGGGUGCCGCUGAACGUCCUAGUGUUGGUCCUCCUCCUCACAGACCUCAACAGCGACUCCAGAUUCGCCCUUUGCUCUGUACUGCUGCUGCUGGCGAGCCUUGCCACCUUUGGACUUGGAAACAAGCCCAAGUCCUCCGACACCCGCGAGGUCUCCUGCCAGCCAGCCGUGUGA